This is a messenger RNA of Dermatophagoides farinae (American house dust mite), 1024 nucleotides long. RefSeq names its product ras-related protein Rab-35. Lineage: Eukaryota; Metazoa; Arthropoda; Arachnida; Sarcoptiformes; Pyroglyphidae. The record is from RefSeq and is a predicted model, not a curated record. Gene Ontology annotation, molecular function: GTPase activity; GTP binding.
UGUAUGAUUUUUUAUAAAUAAAAGAAAAAAAAAGGAAAAAAACACCUCACCUCUUUAUCAUCAUCGUAAUAAUUAUCAUCGCUAAGAAAAACAAAUCGAUCGACAAAUAACAUUGCCAUCCUUGUAAUCAGUCCGACCAAGAUCUAUCGACCUAAGCGCUAGUGUUUUUUUCUUUAAAUUUCAUAUAUUCCUAAUAAAUUUUUUUUUAAUCAUAACUCAUCAUCGCCACUUCUAUUCAUGAAUGUUUGGUUGAUUAUUCAAUGAAAAUUUAUUCAUUACAAAUUGUUAAUGUUAUCAAGUAUAAAACACCUGGAUAAUAAAAUUAAUUUGGCCAAAACAAUUAUUAAUGCAAGUGGGUGUGUAUAAUCAGAAUUAUUUCAAUUGCAAUUGGAAUGGCCGAACGUAAAGAUUAUGAUUAUUUAUUCAAAUUGCUCAUAAUUGGUGAUAGUGGUGUCGGAAAAAGUAGUCUAUUGUUACGUUUUGCUGAUAAUACUUUUUCCGGAACAUAUAUCUCAACAAUUGGUGUUGAUUUUAAAAUUCGUACAAUCGAAAUCGAUAAUGAACGAGUCAAAUUACAGAUCUGGGAUACAGCUGGCCAGGAAAGAUUCCGGACAAUUACCUCUACAUACUAUCGUGGCGCCCAUGGUGUCAUCAUUGUAUAUGAUGUAACGAAUGGAGAUAGUUUUCAUAAUAUUAGCCGAUGGCUACAAGAAAUUGAUCAAAACUGUGAAGUUGAAAAUAAAAUUCUAGUGGGCAACAAAAACGAUGAUCCAAGUCUAAAAGUAGUAUUGACAAAAGAUGCUCAACGUGUUGCCGAAUUGAUGAAGAUACAAAUGUUCGAAACGAGUGCCAAAGAAAAUAUUAAUGUUGAAGAAAUGUUUUUAGCCAUCACAAAGAUGGUGUUGAGAACCAAAAAAGAACAACUAAAUCGACAAACAAAUGAAAAGAAUGCUAUAAAAAUAGCUAAAGGAGGUGGUGGUUUCAAACCACGGAAAAAAUGUUGUUAAAAUUGCGCCUAAUAACA